Molecule: messenger RNA, 1866 nt
Organism: Pogonomyrmex barbatus (red harvester ant)
Lineage: Eukaryota; Metazoa; Arthropoda; Insecta; Hymenoptera; Formicidae
Source: RefSeq, a predicted model, not a curated record
GCAUAAUCAACCUCCAAUCGACAGGAAAGAUAAACCACAAUUCCGUCCAAUAUAUAUCUAUCUUAAAUAAAUUCAAAUCCUUGUCAAUAGCUUCUCAGGGAAUACAUUGACAUCACACGCUAAUAAAACGCCAAAACAUUCCGUGGAACACAUACAUCGAAGCAGAUACCUGUCGACCUGGGAUACUGGGCGAGUGCAAUGCAUAUGGUGAGGAAGCUUUCCGGACAAUGGAGAAUUUGUGAUGAUUACAGGCAAUUGAACAAAGUCACUAUACCGGAUAAGUAUCCGAUCAUCCAGGAUUUUUCGCAGCGACUACUAGGAUGUAUCAUCUUAGCAUUUUUGGAUCUUACCAAAGCUUACCAUCAGAUACCCGUAGCGGAGCAAGACAAAGAAAAGACGGCGUUGAUCACGCCAUUCUGGCUGUACGAGUUCAACGUGAUGCCUUUGAACUGCGUAACGCAGUCCAAACUUUCCAAAGGUUUAUGGACACGGUGCUCCGAAGAUUGGAAUUUUACUUUUGCUAGACGAUAUCUUGAUUGCAUCAACGUCCAUCGACGAGCAUGAGAAACAUGUGAGACAGGUAUUUGACAGACUAAAGCACUAUGAUCUCUCAAUUAACGUAGAUAAGUGUUUCUUUUAAAAGGAAGUUAAAUAUUUAGGAUGUGCAAUAUCGAAGGAAGGUACUAAACCUUACAGGAGAGAGUCGACACGAUACUACACUACAAAAAAACCACAGACAAUUGAGCAGCUGCGCCGAUUUUUAGGCAUGAUUAAUUAUUAUAAACGUUGUUUGCCCUCAGCAGCAGAGACACAAGCACCACUAUACAGCUUGACAACCGAAAACAAGAAGACAGAUAAAAGACUGAUCCAAUGGAACAAUGCCGCAGAACAAGUCUUUAAAAAAUGUAAAAACCAGCUCGCAAACGCAACAUUGUUGAUGCAUCCAGCGGAAAACGCAUUCACUAAUACUCAGCACGCUUCGGCACAGGCAAUCGGAACAGCCCUAGAACAGGUCCGAGAAAGCAUCGCGGAGGUAUGGCAAUUAGAAUAUUUGAGUCAAUUUAUCAAGGAAAUCAAGUACGUUGCGGAACAAGAUAACAUCAUCGCGGAUACAGACUUUCUCGAGAUUAGAAGCUAUAGAGAUACUUGUAAUUGUAAGCACGGAGGAACUAACACGAGCAUAACGAGAUGACGCGGAAUUACAAGCACUUCUGCAAGGUUAGUCAGCACUCACUCUCAAACUAUUCCGUCUAAUUCUGACACCAUAGUGUACUGCGAUACGACUAACGAUGUUAAAAUUUACGUGCCAUCGAAAUUACGACGGAAGAUAUUUGAUACGGUAUAUAAUUUAACACACUGGAGUCAAGGCAACGCGAAAAGUCAUCACUCAACUUGUGUGGCCCAACGUUAAUGACGUCACCAGAUAGAUCGAAACAUGCUUAACAUGUCAACAAGCGAAAAUUAAUAGGCACAAUCAUCUUAGACCACAACACAUUCAAGUAUCGGACAACUGAUUCCAUCACAUACACUUGGAUAUAAUCGGACCCUUACCACCAUCUAAAGGAUUUCGGUAUUGCCUUACAAUUGACAGGGCUACAUGAUGGCCGGAAACAAUACCAAUCACUGAAGCAACAGCAGACAUAAUAGCGAUUAAUUUCGUUACAAUGUGGAUUGCCAGAUAUAGAGCACCGGAAAUUAUAACGAUCGACCGUUCACAGUUCGAGUCGAUAGUUUUCGAAACUGUCACGCAACUAAUCGGAGCUAGAAGAACUACCUCUUAUCAUCCACAGUCGAAUGGAAUAGUGGAACGAUGGCAUAGCUAGAGCAUAGAUCUCUAAAAUGGCAAUCAAAUGUCACGCUACACGA